UUAAUUACACGUGAAAUACAUUUUCAAAACAAAUUUGGUUUUUAUACGAAUUGAAAAUCAAUUAAUUAUGAAUUUAGGGAUCAUUUUAGCGACCUUUUUGCCGGCGUCUCUCUUCCUCUCAAUCCUAUUCCCCAAUCCAUCCAAUGGAGUGAGUGGACACACCUCUCCCUUCCGAUACCUGCUAUCGCUCUCAAUCCCGGCUUUCAUCGGUUGGAAGGCUUUAAACAAGAAGUCACUCGACUUGAGUGGAUUCCUCACCGCAAUGAUGUGUGGAUUUGUGCUAACACUCAGCAAUUAUUGCUUUACGGUAUCACUUCUGGUAUUCUUCGUGAGCUCUUCAAAGGCAACAAAGUAUAAAAGCGAACGAAAGCGUGAAAUAGAAGUGGAUUACAAAGAAGGCGGACAACGGAAUUGGGUUCAAGUGAUCAGCAAUGGAGGUGUGGCCACACUAUUAGCCAUUUUCUAUUUGCUUCAGAACGGGUCCGGAGAGACGGCAAUCAAUUUCAUUACUGAUUACGAGACAUCUUGGUUGGCGACCUCUGCUUUAGGAGCCAUUUGUUGCGCAAACGGCGAUACCUGGGCUUCAGAACUGGGAUCCGUCUUAUCGACAGGCAAUCCAUAUUUGAUAACAACUCUAAAACCGGUUCCCAAAGGAACAAAUGGCGGCAUUUCUAUCAUUGGACUCAUUGUUAGCGCUUUAGGAGGAAUUGUUGUUUCGUUUGGAUUUUUAUUGACUUUAAUGCUAUGCGUGGAAAGUGAAGCAUACAAUUCCAGUCCUCCUCAAUGGCCACUCCUUAUAGUCGGACUCUUUUCUGGUCUUUUCGGCUCUUUAGUCGACUCACUCUUAGGAGCGACUCUUCAAUACUCAGGCUUUGAUAAGGAAACGAAUAAAGUUGUGGAGAUUGAGGGCCAACACAUCCAACAUAUCUCUGGUCGCCUUCUACUCGACAAUCAUUCGGUUAAUUUACUCUCAAACCUCUUCACAGCUAUCGUUUCGCCUUAUUUUGCGUUAUAUUUAUGGACUAAUAUCUCAUCAAUUGAAACGUGAAUUGAAAGAUAAAAAACAAUUUUGAUAUUUAAAAUAUGAGGUCGAUUUCAAUGUUCCUAAACAUCGC
Molecule: messenger RNA, 1115 nt
Organism: Medioppia subpectinata
Lineage: Eukaryota; Metazoa; Arthropoda; Arachnida; Sarcoptiformes; Oppiidae
Source: the annotation of a GenBank genome assembly